Molecule: messenger RNA, 498 nt
Organism: Perkinsus marinus ATCC 50983
Lineage: Eukaryota; Perkinsozoa; Perkinsida; Perkinsidae
Exons: 1
Coding region: 1-498 (165 amino acids)
Source: RefSeq, a predicted model, not a curated record
AUGUGCAAGCCCCUCCUAGUCGUCAUUCCCCUUCUCUUUACCACCACCCUCAGCUUGCUCACUCCCAAGGUCGUUGGCUCCUACCGUUCCAAGAGUGGUCUCUUCUUUGGCUGUUACAUCGGCUUCAACGCUACUCACGUGUACUUCGUGGAAAGUCCUAACGGUGGGAGUCCCAUGCCUGACGCCAUGUAUCACAUAUGGAGGUAUACUCCUACACCGAGUGGUGACAUCAUGCUAUGGGAUGAGGCCAACCAUGAAGUGUGGCCAGAGGAGCUGAGGCUAUCGAUUGGCCCUACGAACCGUAAGGUCACUUUGAAGACCCCAGAAGGAAGUUUCGACUUCUUAUGGAUGAACUAUGUCCCCACACUCAGCCGAAGGAGGCCCCAGGUGAGAGAAGAUCCAGAGGUGGAGACGAGUCCAAAACCGUGGGGAAGUCCGGAAGAGAUGGAACGUGGUAGAAGAGACUUUGCUAUGCUCAGGGAUAAGACGACCCUCUAA